Molecule: messenger RNA, 2704 nt
Organism: Doryrhamphus excisus (bluestripe pipefish)
Lineage: Eukaryota; Metazoa; Chordata; Actinopteri; Syngnathiformes; Syngnathidae
Gene: angel1
Product: angel homolog 1 (Drosophila)
Molecular function (GO): 3'-5'-RNA exonuclease activity
Source: RefSeq, a predicted model, not a curated record
UCAAGUGACCUCACAGCGCGCAUGCGCACACACAUAAACCGCAACAUGAUUGGCUGCCUGUUAUUUUACAUUCUCUAUCCGCUAUCACGGCACCUGUUCAGUAAACGACCCGCAGAGUCCACAAAGAGGAGUCGCUCCUCCGCUGUGGUUAAUGGCAAGGCAGCAUACGAUGGUUCUGCUAUCACUACCAGGAUGUUCACUCAGUUUCAGAAGCACUUGCUGGACCUGUGUCUUCAACAAAGGUGUGGCUCAAUGGGACAGAAGGAGGAAAGGAUAAGCAAAGAACGUUCCUCAGAGGACGAGAAGGUUCCAGAUGCAGAAGAGCUGAUAUCCGUCACACAGCAAGUGAAUGAGACACAUGUCCGUCAUACGGAGGAACCAAUGAAAACGCACACAUUAAAAGCGUCAAAUCCAGCUGAGAACACCGGACAGGAAACGGAAUGCUGGGAUGAAUAUCUUGUCCCUGCUGCUGAUGGGACCCCAAUGAUGCUCGCUCGAGCUCAAAUUAAUCAUCGUGAUGAUGAUGAUGAUGAUGAUGAAACCGGAUGGCACUUCCCGACAGGACCCGGUUUAAUCGAUGAAGUCCAUCGUCCACUGUGGCGUUUUCCUGCUGUGAGCUAUUAUCCGUCACUCGAGCCGACGGAGCCCUUUGAGGUCAUGUGGAGAGUAUGGCGGGAGAGUGAAGCUGAUUAUCCCAUGAUUCCUUUCACAAGACCUUCCAUGGACUUCACGGUCAUGUCCUACAACAUAUUAGCCCAGGACCUGCUGGAAGCUAACAUGGAGCUGUACAAACACUGCCGCCUGGAGGUGCUGGACUGGGACUACCGCUGCAACGUUCUUUUGGAGGAAAUAGGCAGAUGGGAGCCAGAUAUUCUUUGUCUCCAAGAGGUUCAGGAGAACCACUAUGAUGCCCGUCUGUGCCCAGCCCUGACUCAAAUGGGCUACAACUGUGCAUACAAGAAGCGCACGGGGAACAAGACGGACGGCUGCGCUACCUGCUAUCGCAACAAUCGCUUCUCUGAGGUGUCGGUCACACUGAUCGAGUUCUUCCGGCCCGAAAUCGAACUUCUGGACCGGCACAAUGUGGGCAUAGUUUUGCUGCUCCGUCCCCGUGUCCGCCAGGGGUCCAAGGUCAGUGCGAUGGGCUCGCUGCUCUGUGUGGCCAACACACACCUGCUCUUCAAUCCGAGUAGGGGCGAUGUCAAGCUGGCCCAGCUCGCCAUAUUGUUGGCAGAGAUCGACAGCGUGGUCGCGUCAUGGAAGGCCAAAGGGGAACACUGUAAUGUUGUCCUGUGCGGGGACUUCAACUCCGUCCCCCACGCGCCUCUUUACCAACUCGUCACCACUGGGGAGCUCUACUUUCAGGGUGUACCAGCAUGGAUGGUAUCGGGUCAGAAGAAUCUUUCACACAAAAGUGCUUGCCACAGACUGUUUCCGCCUCUGUGGCCCAGCUCUUUGGGGAUCUCCAACAACUGCCAGUACGUCACCGCCAACCAGGUGGAUGAAAGCCACAGUCCAGGAGAAGUUUGUCCCGGAGGGAAACUUCAGUACAGCCACCACUUCCUCUUGAGGCUGCGCUUCUGUCCAGCAUCGUGUAUACGUCCAAGUGAUCUACAAGUAAUCCCGGGCGUCACGGACAACACCCCAGACAUGUCCAGCGACAAGCAGCCAUAUGUCGAAAGGUUUGGACCCAUUAUCAGACACCAGUUAGACCUGGAAUCCGUCUACCAGCACAACCACUCUGAAGUCACGACCCUGCACUCUGAAGGGGGAGCCACUGUGGACUACAUAUUCUACUCCCCUGAACGCAUCCUAACUUCAGAUCAAGCAGCUGGUGGCAACUUUGGGCGUGAAGGUCUAAAGCUGGUUGGUUGUCUCUCGCUCCUGUCUGGCGAUGCCUUAUGGUCCAUGGAAGGACUUCCCAACCACACAUUCCCAUCCGAUCAUCUCAGUCUUCUGGCUAAACUCCGCUUGGACCUCAACGCAGCAUCGUAAAAAAAAGACAUGUGGUAACAUUUAAUUCAAAUCACAGUAAUUCAAACGUUUGUGUGAAAUAUGCGAUCUUACUCUGCUUGAUUGUGUUUCUUACAAAACUUAACUCGCGAUUUAGUUAAAGAUCCGGGAAAAACAUAAAUAGUCAUAAUAUUGACUGAUGCAGAAUAAUGACUGACAUCUGGCACUUUUUAAGCCAGAAAUGUUGCUAUUAUUUCAUUUUUUUCCCUUUUUUUGUAUUUCAAUGUUAAAAUUUAUUUUGAAAUGAUACAAUAUUUAAUAAAUAUGUUUCAUCCAUAUGUAUUUAUUUAGACAUUUAAGUUAUAUAUAGCUUUACUUUGCUGCUGCACUUUAUUUUGAGGGUCAUCUUAUCAGUUUUGUAGCAUUUGGCUGAAAUAUGGGAGGGUCAGUGCUAUUCAUCUAAGCUAGGGGUCUCAAACUCAAUUUACCGGGGGGCCACUGGAGCUAGGGUCUGGGCAAGGCUGGGCCGCAUCAGGUUUUCCAAAAAAAAAAAAAAAAAAAAAAAAAACGCAUUUAUUAAAAACAGAAAAAUAUACAAACUUUUUCAGUGCUUUGGUUCCGAUUUUCUACAAUAAAAGCUCUGAUAAAACAUUCCACUGUUCUCAAAUAUCUUAAUUUUUAUUUUUCUGCACAAAAUAAGAUGAAAAAUAAAUAAAUCAAGAAUAAAGAAAAUCAAUCAGUAAAAUAAAUA